This is a messenger RNA of Penicillium oxalicum, 360 nucleotides long. RefSeq lists its product as uncharacterized. The coding region runs from base 1 to 360 and encodes 119 amino acids. NCBI's taxonomy places the organism in Eukaryota, Fungi, Ascomycota, Eurotiomycetes, Eurotiales, Aspergillaceae. The transcript has a single exon. The record is from RefSeq and is a predicted model, not a curated record.
AUGGAUAAACAUGACCGUUCCUUCAGAUGUCAUGAGCCAGGCUGCAGCAGAGAAAAUGGCUUCACCGACUCCAGUGGUCUCUUACGCCAUCAGCGUGAGGUUCACCAAAAAUACACUAACGCGAGAAUGCCGAUUAUGUGUCCCUGCGCGGACUGCAGUCGCAGUUCUGGGAACAUAUUUACGCAGCGGGAGAACCUCCGAGAACACCUGCGCCGUCGGCAUCAACAAGCUGAUGACUUUAGCCGUAAUACCUGUUUACAUGAUGCGACUGAAGUCUUGUCGGAAGCAAAUGAUGGCGGUAAUAUUCGUAAAGAAUCUACACAACUGUAUCGGGAGGUUCAGGUGAUGACAGUCGUCUAG